Suillus subalutaceus is the source of this 742-nucleotide messenger RNA. RefSeq names its product caffeine-induced death protein 2-domain-containing protein. The coding region runs from base 52 to 627 and encodes 191 amino acids. The transcript is spliced from 5 exons. Lineage: Eukaryota; Fungi; Basidiomycota; Agaricomycetes; Boletales; Suillaceae. The record is from RefSeq and is a predicted model, not a curated record. Gene Ontology annotation, cellular component: mitochondrion; mitochondrial intermembrane space.
CAUACAGGGCCAUUUGAGCCCGCGAAUUCGGUUCACCGGCACGUGAACGACAUGCCUUCAAAACAACCACCAACGUUAGGUAGCUUAGCUGUUCAAGAGCCUUCCUCGACACCGCACUUGGUUCAUGUCUCGCCAUCAACAUGUCACAACCUUAGCAUGUUCAAAGAUCUUCUCAAAGAAUAUCGCAGACUGGAUGAUACAAUUACUAUGCGGUUGAAUCGCACGAACGCACAGUUCCGUGAUCGAGAUCGUGCAGGGAUAAGCGGCAAAGGCAAUAUUCAGGACCAAGCUUGCGCGUACGUAUGGAAGGAACUGGUCGAAAACUGGAAACGGCGUACGGAAAUGAUAAAUUAUUGCGUCAAUAUUGUCGAUCAGUCCAUAGAGGGGAAGCGAAAGUCAUUGACAAGCGAACAGGGCGAUGCCAGGGCUGAAAGGAAAACGCAAGCAGCCAUGUUUGCGGAUGAGGUGAAGAGAAAUCAAGUUCACAAUGAAUUGGCUGUUGAGAAGAUCGUACGCCAACGAUCACUUGAUGCGUUUCAAUCAAGGUGUCAGUAUUUUUCGCCUCCUUUGACGGAGGCCGAGGCGCGGAAGUGGUGGGAUGCUGUUCACAUCCAAGAAUCGCCAUAGGCGAUACAGAAGCCAUGUCACCAAUUGUUUACCAAACUAGUUGCUUAUGUUAUCAUGCUGAUGACGCGAUAGCGGAAGCAUUUUAGAACAGCCCGUUCACCUGCAACUACCAUCA